GAGAGGGAGCAUGAGCAGGGGAGGGGCAGAGAGAGGGACACAGCAUCCAAAGCAGGCUCCAGGCUCCGAGCUGUCAGCACACGGCCAGAUGCGGGGCUUGACCCACAGACGGUGAGAUCAUGACCUGAGCCAAAGUCGGACACUUAACUGACUGAGCUGCCCAGGCCCCCUGUCUUGUACUUUCUGAUACUCUUCUCAACUAUCGACAGUGAGCUGCGGAGACAAAUGGAGGCACCCAUGUGAGAAGAGCAAAAGCUGUUUACUGGACGCAGUUGCAGCCAGGGAGUGGGUCACUGCCUGGCUUGCAGCUACUCGGGUAGCUGCACUUGGCUACAGACGGCCGAGUGGCAGCACUGCCUCCUGGAACAGGGUUCCGGGGCCCGGUGGGCCUGCAGGCUGGGGGAGCAAGGAGCCCUGGUGGUUUUAUGGGGAGCACGUUUGGCCUUUCUAGGAAGUGGGGACAAAUAUUAGGGAAGCCCUCAGUUAUUGAAGUCCUUUCCUUGGGGCGACUGUGACAGAAGUCAUUGGCUUCCUGGCCUGUCACUGGAGAUAGAAGUCUGACUUCCUGGGCUGUGUUAGCCUUAAAAAUAAGUCAGUUAUUUUACCAGCUAAAAUGGGUGUAUUUGGGAAUAACAGAAUAGCAGUUUCAGGUGUGAAAAACAGUAGAAGGAAACACCGUUUCAAAUGGCAUCCGGAGGUGGGCAGGGGAGCUCUCACAGUCACUGCCACUGCAGACCCAACAGGAAGAGAUGCACCUUGCACACAGGUACUACCUAUUAGUGUCCCAGCAGGAGAAAAGAAGGUUUCCUCCUUCCCCGGCAACCGCCCAGCCAAUGAGAGAUGGUUGCAGCCCAGCCAAUGAGAGGCCGUCCCAGCUCAGCCAAUGAGAGAUGGUCACAGCUCAGCCAAUGAGAGGCCUCUAUACUUCGAAUUCCCAGUUUAUUCCAAUAGACUUUGUUUACAAUAGCCCCAUUCCCUAGCCUCUUCUCCCCACCCCCCCUUAAAAAAAAUACCAAUUGAAAUUUUGUUAUUCCCAAAUACGCCCAUCUUUUGCUGGUGAAAUAACUAGCAGGUUUUUUGUUGUUGUUGUUGUUUUUUGUUUGGUUGGUUUUGAGAAAGCGUGUGCAAGCAAGAGAAGGGCAGAGAGAGAGGGACUGUUAGGCUACAUGCCCAGCACAGAGCCUGACUUGGGGGCUCAAUCUCACGAGCGGAGCCAAGAUCAAGAGUCAGACCUUUGGGACGCCUGGGUGGCUUAGUCGGCUGGGCAUCUGACGUCGGGUCUGGUCAUGAUCUCACCGUUCGUGGGUUUGAGCCUCGCGUCAGGCUCUGUGCUGAGAACUCAGAGCCUGCAGCCUGCUUCGGAUUCUGUGUCUCCCGCUCUCUUUGCCUCUCCCCCGCUCACGCACGCUCUCUCAAAAAUAAGUAAACAUUAAAAAAGAGAGACCCUUAACUAGUUGAGCCACCCAGGUGUCCUGGAAGUUUUAUUUUUAAAGUUAACAGGACAAGCAAGCUUUUUCAAAGCCAUAGGCAAAUCCAACGAAGGAGAGUAAGGAGGUAGUUUGGAGGAAAGGAGAAGGAGGAGAAAAGGGGGAGUUCAGGGUGGUGGCUUUCUCAUUGCCUGAGUGGCACGGGUGCUCAGGUCCUUGUGGGGGAGGCAGUGGGCUCAUUUCCCUGCGGGGCCUAUAACUGGCGAUUCUUCCUGGGAUCGGGCAGUGAGUGGUCCUGGCUCCCCCUUCCAGCCUCUCCGUUUUAGUGAGUUUGUCUUUGUUUUCUUAGCUGGUUGCUACAGGGAAGGGUUGGGGUCCUGGAUGGAUCUAGCAACCGCCCUCAGCAUACGGUCUUUCGGAGCAGGGCAGGAUGUUCGCACGAGGGUUGAAGAGGAAGAGCGCGGAGGACGCGGAGGACGCGGACGGGGGCGGGGCGGGCGUUCCGGCCGCCCCCUCCUACACUCUGCAGCGGCAGUCGCUCUUGGACAUGUCCCUCGUCAAGCUCCAGCUGUGCCACAUGCUGGUCGAGCCCAACCUCUGCCGCUCGGUCCUCAUAGCCAACACGGUCCGGCAGAUCCAGGAAGAGAUGACCCAGGACGGGACCUGGCGGGUGGUGGCGCCCCAGGCCGCAGGGCGGGCGCCCCUGGACCGCCUCGUCUCCACGGAGAUCCUGUGCCGCUCGGGGCGGGAGCAGGAGGGCGAGGGAGACGGCCCCCUGCCAGACCCGGCCCCGGGACAGGCCCCGAGGCGCCCGCAGAGCAGCCCCUGGGGACUGGACGGCUCCCGGGAGGGCAGAGGAGGCUUUCAGAAGUCGCUGGAUCACAUAUUUGAAACGCUGGAGAAUAAAACCCCCGGGUCCGUGGAAGAGCUGUUUUCGGACGUGGACAGCUCCUACUACGACCUGGACGCGGUGCUGACCGGCAUGGUGGGCGGCACCCCCUCCGGCCCCGGGCUCCCCGCCUUCGCCCCCGCGGCCGCCGCGCCCCCCAGUUCCACCUGCAGGUCGGAUCUGGGCGAGCUGGAGCACGCGGUGGAGAUCCUGGUGGAGACCUGAGAGGGCAGCCGGGCCCCGGUGGGACUCGUGGCGGAGGGGCCCCUGCGGCCCCCGGAGCGCGUGGCCUGGGCGUCUGCGGGCUCGGCCCCUGGUGUGUCGGCGACGAGGAGAACGUUCCGGAACAGCGUCCCGUUGCCCUGUGCCCUCUGUCCUCCUCCAACGGGUUGGGCGGUUUCCUUCGGGCUAGCCAUCCGAGCCGGCCUGACGCCCACCGUGCCGGCCCCUCUGUCCUCCGUCCGGCCACAUCUCUGUGCAGGGCCCGUCCCCAGCUCGGUGUCCAGCCUUGUGUAAUUUUAGAUAGGUGACAUUUUUUAAAUUAAGUUUUAUAUGUUUGGGGCAAUAUUUUGUCUUAAGAUCUAUUUUUUAAACUUUUUAUACUUUUUUUAGAUUUUGUCAGCUAUUCAAAGUAUAUUUUUCCUAUAAACGUUUUCUGCUGCUACAUUAGGAACCUAUAACCUGAACAGUUGCAGUUGGUGUAUUUCAUCGUUUAAGGUUUAAAUAAGGACUUUGUUUCGGGUGGAACUUCGGGCGACUCCGUGUCGCGCACGUGUGUCAUGAAUUUCCACUUCACGUCGGUGCGAACCUUCUCCGCGUCCUCGCCGGGCGGAGCAGUGCCUCUUAGUCUCCAGUGUCCUUAUCGGCUCCUCUGCGCCGGCUGUGUCUUCGUUAGAAUCACAUGCGGAUUCUGGGGGGUUUAUUUAUGCCUAUUUAUAUGUAAGUGUUGGAGAAGGGCCCAUCCUGUCCACCGGAGAUCUCGGGGCGGGGUCUCAGGCGGUGCCUUCAGAGGAUCCGACCCUCGCAGCCCCUCCCGUGCGGUGUUCCCAGCGCGACUGGGCUUUCCCUGUGCCCCGCCGCUGUCGAGAGUCCCCCGACCGGUGUGAACAUUAAACAAGGGGAACCUCGCUCCAAGGGAGUCAGGAGGCCAGAAGGGGGCUUUCGCGCCGCACCUGCGGACGUCGAGAAUUGCCGGUCACAGACCCUACAGAAGACCCCUCAACGGGAAGGAGUCCGUGCCAGCCCCCACGGGAAAAGAUGCACAUUUGCUCUCCCACCAGAAGCUGACGGCCCGCGACCACUCAGCCAGAGAGAAGCCCUCGUCACCCUGGACCCCGCUUCUCUCCAGUGGACUUUGGUUCAGAGCAGCCCUCCCGGCUCCCUCCUUUCUCCGUAAGUGACGUUCCUCCCGUUGGUUGCUUGGGCUUGCCUGUGGUUCUCCCAGGUCGCAGUUCUGUUAUUCCUGAAUAAACCUAGUUUGCUGGUAAAAUAACCGACGUUUAUUUUAAGGUCGACACUGGCCACACUGGUGUGCACGGAGUCUGCCGCGUGCCGGGUGACACUAGUGCUGGGACAGAACCGUAAGGUUAAGUCCAGAACUAAGGAAGUCUGGACUCCUGCCAUGUAUGGCUUCUCAGUCCCGAGGGCAGUUGAUGGUGGGGUUGGUGGGGCGGUGCCACUUAAGUGGGCUCUGGUGUACCGUGUCUGCACCCCUGAACCUGCCCUGGCCGCGGGGAGUGGCCAGACCUUCUGUAUUGUUUUCACUAGUUUACAAGUAAGACUGCGCUCACCCCGUCCCACCCCUGCCCAGUUGCUGUUUCUCAUGCUUUUUCUUCCUUACCCAGCCCUUAGCCAAAAACGUUUGUUUUCUCUCAUGCGUAGGACCAUUCUUUAAUAUCAGUCGUGUAUACAUCACUUUAUUAAAAAACUAUCCAACAAACAAAAA
Molecule: messenger RNA, 4261 nt
Organism: Acinonyx jubatus (cheetah)
Lineage: Eukaryota; Metazoa; Chordata; Mammalia; Carnivora; Felidae
Gene: CDCA4
Product: cell division cycle associated 4
Exons: 2
Coding region: 1858-2541 (227 amino acids)
Cellular component (GO): nucleus
Molecular function (GO): transcription regulator activity
Source: RefSeq, a predicted model, not a curated record